Molecule: messenger RNA, 1251 nt
Organism: Penicillium longicatenatum
Lineage: Eukaryota; Fungi; Ascomycota; Eurotiomycetes; Eurotiales; Aspergillaceae
Product: alpha/beta hydrolase
Exons: 1
Coding region: 1-1251 (416 amino acids)
Molecular function (GO): hydrolase activity
Source: RefSeq, a predicted model, not a curated record
AUGACUCGAACUCAUGCGGUAAAUCCUGUUCCGCAAUUGAACAUUCUGGACGGACUGCAAAUUGCUCAAACUUUCCUGUUUCGUGUUCCCUGGACCAUUGUUUCCACUCUUUCCCGUCGUUGGUGGCCGUUCAACAACUACCAACCCCCACCCUUGAAGGAACACUUAUUCCGCCAUCUCAUGACAUGGUACGAUCUGAGCUUAUCAGAAGUCAACUCCAAAAACCACAAAAACUACAUUAUUAACAGUUCUAGUAUUUUCGAGAAUCUCCCACCCGCUGUGAUAAAACGAAUAACGGUCCGAGAUGAAAAUGAAAUCCUCGAUUCCAUACGCUAUAAUGAUCUGAAGGGACAAAUUUUCCAGCGUAUUCAACAGGAAAAGUUUUCGGCAUACUGGCUCUGUCGCGGCCUGUCCUUGGAGCCAAUCAAGCCUAUUGAUGCAGAUGUGAUUCUGCUUCAUGUCCAUGGAGGGGGAUAUGUGAUGGGCCAUCCAUCACAAAACGCCCCUGAACUUCUGUUCAUGGCGGAAUUACUAGCUGGGAAAGGGUUGAAAACAGCGAUUUUCUCGCUUGAAUAUUCUUUGAUGCCUAACGGCUAUUUUCCUACUCAGAUUGACCAAUUGUUUGCCGCUUAUGAGUGGAUUGUACACACGAUGGGCGUGGAUGCAUCUAAGAUAUUGAUCAUGGGAGAAUCAGCUGGUGCUCACUUGGUCCUGUCUUUCCUUACUUUUCUAUCCGAAACGAGUGAUCCAACUUCACUUCCAAAACCUAGGGCUGCCUUCCUCCUCAGUCCCUGGGCCAACCUACGGUCGGAUCAUCCGAAGACACUUGCCCUUCACUGGGAGGAUCGAUUGUUCAAGGAAUCACUGGAUGCUUCAGCAAAGGAUUUCCUUCGUAACGCAACUUCCCACCAGCUGGAUCUCUAUGAGAGCUUUGCGACGAAGAACAGCUGCACAAAACGCCGUCCCUGGAAUGAAAUCCUUCCAAGCAUUACCCGGGUAUCCGCUGGAUCCGAUGAGCUUGUUUUUCUAUAUGAUAUCCAAGAUUUUGUUGAAAAUGCGCAAGAAGAUGGUGCGGAGGUUAGCAUAACUAUAAAAGAAGGAGUCGACCAUGCAUGGCAGUCAAACGAGGCGCGAGGGUUUCAUCAACGCUUUUUAGGACAACGGAGAGGAUCUAUCGAUGAGUCCAUCAUGCCUGGUUAUCGUGAGGUAGCGCAGUUUGUCGGUUCGAUAUUUGCGCCUUGUGAUAAAUGA